AUGGAUAUGCAAGAAGUAAAGUUAUUCAAUGCGGAGUUAUCCGGGUUGUACGACAACAAACCGCCUAUCUCGAAGGCUAAAAUGAGUGCCAUCACAAGAGGUGCUAUAAAGGCCAUAAAGUUCUAUAAGCAUGUUGUGCACAGUGUAGAAAAAUUCAUACAAAAAUGUAAGCCUGAAUACAAAGUUCCUGGUUUGUACGUGAUUGAUUCAAUUGUGAGGCAGUCCCGUCAUCAAUUCGGACAAGAUAAGGAUGUAUUUGCGCCACGAUUUGCGAAGAACAUGCAGCAAACGUUCGCCAACCUAUUCAGAUGUCCACCAGAAGAUAAGCGUAAUAUAAUCCGUGUGCUGAAUCUAUGGCAAAAGAAUAAUGUAUUUGGACCGGAAGUUAUACAGCCUUUACUGGACAUGGCAGACCCAAACCACCCAUUGCACCAAGAAAUCCAGCAACAGCAAAAUAAUACUGCCAACGGGAGCAGUUUGAAUAUCACCCACAACACUACAGAUAGUAAAAUAUCCCCUGUACCACCACCACAGCAUACCCCCCAUGCUUCUACUCCUAUGGGUGACCAGUUUCAGGAUCAGCCAUCAGGUCCACCACCAGGUGUCAAAUUUAACCGCAAGUUGCUGAAUGACUUUGAGUAUGAAAGCGAAGAUGACACGGUUGGGAUGGAACCCCCUCCCUCCUCGACGCAUACAACGCAUUCUACCCACUCGUCGCAUCAGACACACUCUUCGCAUCAGAGCCAUUCAUCACAUCAAGCACACCAGACUCAUGCAUCUCAUCAGAAUCAACAUCACCAGACACAUCCGUCGCAUAAUCCAACAGAUGCACUUGGCAGCAUUCUCACAAACCCUGAGAUCAUGCGACAGCUGCAGAGCUUGCAAGCACAAAUGCAGAUGAUGACUGGUAUGCAGAUUCCAAAUUUAAUGCCUAUGAUGUCCGAUAUGCAAUUACAACAAACUACAAAUCAAGGCCUACCUUUCUUGAGUUCUCAACAAGACCAACAGAAACAAAAUGAGCCCAAAGAAGACAUGGCAAAUGAGUCCGACAUAGAGUUUGUGGAUGCCGGACCACAAGUUAUAGAAAUACCUGAUGCAAAUGACUCCAGAAGCCCAUCCCCGAAAUCCCGUCGCCACCGUUCGCGUUCGAAGUCGCCAAAGCGACGCAGACGUUCGCGUUCACGAUCGCGUUCGCCCAGGAGGCGGAGGGACCGAGACAGAGACCGGGAGAGAGAUAGAGAUAGGGAAAGGGAAAAGAGCCACAAAGAGAGAGAAGCUGAGAAAGAGAAGCAAAGGGAAAGAGAGAAAAAGGGAUUGCCACCGAUUAAAAAAGAAAACCUAAGUGUGUGCAGCACUACGCUAUGGGUGGGGCACCUGUCUAAGCUGGCGACCGCGGAGGAGCUUUCGGACUUGUUCGGCGCGUUCGGCGGCGUGCAGUCCAUCGACGUGGUGGCGCCGCGCGGCUGCGCCUUCGUGGUCAUGGAGCGCCGCAGGGACGCCGCACGCGCGCGCGAAAAGCUCGACAAGCACAAGCUGCACUCCAAGGAGAUCACGGUUGCGUGGGCGGCGGGCAAGGGUGUGAAAGGGCGCGAGUGGAAGGACUACUGGGAGGCGGAGUUGGGCGUGGCCUACCUGCCGUGGGACGCGCUGCACCAGCGCUGGCUGCUGGGCGCGCUGUCGCUCGACGCGCUGGAGGACGGCGGCGCCGUGGACGAGGACACGCUGCCGCCCUGGCUGCCGCCCCGGAUAAUCCCGAAGGCGAUGAUGGACGGCAUGCCGAUGAUGGGCACAAUGCCGCUACCGGGCGUGCCUGGCGUGCCGGCGGUACCGGGCGUGCCCAGUGUGUCGGGUGUGCCGGGUGUGCCGGGCGUGCCGGGUGUACCGGGUGUACCGGGCGUACCGGGUGUUCCGGGGGUGCCUAGUGUGUCGGGCGUACCGGGCGUGCCUGGUGUACCGGGCGUACCGAGCGUGCCGGGCGUGCCGCACGCAGCUGCGCUGCCCGUACCCGUACCCGUGCCCGUACCGCGCAUGCCUCCGCCUGGAAUGACUCCGGGCAUCCCGCCGGGCUUUGCUCCAGGAAUGCCGCCUGGAAUGAGACCGCCCAGUAUACCAACAGGAGUGCCAGGACUACAACGCGACGGUCCACUCUUGGGCUUCCCGGGCGGAAUGCCGCCGCAAUCCUUACCCCAGCCAGGCAUGGUGGGCGGGUUCCUGGGCGGACUGGUGGGCGGGCUGAUGAUGCCAAUGCCGCACCAUCCCCAGCACCAGCACCAUCAUCCGGGGACCAGUGUGAGCACAGCCACUAACAACCACAAUGCGAACGACAACACGGCGGCGGACGACGCCAUGGACCUGGACCCCGACGACUCGCACUCGGAUGCACGAGAGCCGGCCUUGUUACCCGAUCAAAUCCAAGCGCUAAUGUCGAAGCCGCCGCCCAUCUUCAAUUCGUCGGAGCCGCCGCCUAAGUUCACCCCUACGGAAGCUCCGCCCUUCGACGCGUCGCAGCCUCCCCCCGCGCACCCGGCUAACCCGGCGCCGCCCGCCCCCGCUCGCGCCCCAUCCCCCGCCACCGCUGCAGCGGCCGCGCCCGCGAACGCCGAAGAGAAGCGCGAUGAGGAGCGACGCGAUCGCGACAAGGAGCGCCGCGACCGAGACCGAGGCGAACGGGACCGGCGAGACCGCGGCGACCGCGACAGAGGAGACCGGGACCGCAGGGACCGGGAUCGGGACCGCCGCGACCGCGAUCGGGACCGAGGCGGCAGGGACCGCGACAGAGAAAGAGAUGACCGGCGAGAUCGCGACCGCGAUAGAGGUCGAGACCGGAGAGACAGAGACCGCGACAGACACAACAAGGAUAGUAAUAACAGGGACCGUAGCAGGGAGAAAUCCCCACGUGGCAGCGGUGGUAGUGGCAGUGGGCUUGAAGGCGAGAAGAGUCUGCAGGAGAGACUGUGGGAAAUGGCCAACGGGGCCUCUGAAGCACGCACCAAUCGGGAUACACGUGAUGCGCGUGACUCACGAGACUCCCGUGACUCACGGGACCCUCGUGACACACGGGACCCUCGCGACGCACGGGACUCGCGUGACAAACGUGAACCCCGUGACCCACGGGAUCACACACCUGUGCACGACGACAAUGAAGGUGGACCGCCAUCGGUUGAAGACGCACCGGGAAGUGGAGGGCCACCAGCAGUCGGGGGACCCAUGGGAGCCGGUGGACCCCAAGGGGGUCCGUCGGGUGCAAGUGUCCCACCAGGAACUGGAAUGCUUCCGGGUCCUGGGGGGCCGUCGAGUGUUGGGAUGCCACCGGGUGCUGUAAUGGCACCGGGUUCCGGGAUGCCACCCGGUAUCGGAUUACCGCCGGGAGCCGGUAUGCCCCCAGGAUUAGGGGGGCCUCCGGGACCUCCGGGCUGGCCGCCGCGACUCGGCCCUCCACCAUUCCGCCCCGAAAUGAGAAUGAGGGGGCCGCCCUUCGGAGCACCUAUAAGAGGGCCAUGGAUGGACAUGCAGGGGCCUCCGUUUGGGCCUCGCUUCAACGGAAUGGGGCCUCCGCCCUUCAACAGGCCGCCCUUCGACAGACCUCCAUUUGAUGGCGGGCCCAUGUUUGACGGACCCCCACGCUUCGAGAGACCUCCUUUCAACCGCAUGCCCUUCGACAUGAACAGACCACCUUUUGAUGGUCCGAGGCCACCUUUCGACGGACCUCGACCUCCGUUUGAUGGUCCUCCCAGACAAUUCGACGGCGAAAGGCCUUUCGAUGGUCCCAGAUUCGAAGGUCCCCCAGAAUUCUUCGAUAGGAGCAAUAGAAGGUUUGAAGAAAGGGAACAGUCUAACGAAAGGGGCUGGAACGGAGACAGGGAAAAAGAUCGCGAUUGGGACAGAAGAAACGAAUGGGACGACAGGAGAAAAGAACGCAGAAGUAGAGAACGGGAAGACAGAUUUAGAGAUAGAAAUGACAGGAGAAAUAAUUUUGAUGAGAGACCGAGGCAGUCGCGAGACGAUAGGACUCCUAGAAGAGAUAAGGACAGGAAGUCACGUUGGGGCGCUCCCGAUGAAAACGUACAAAGUGAAGAACAAGAAAACGUUCAAGAAGAUAGAGCUGAAAUGGAAAGUCAGGAAGUUGGAAACGACGUUCAAGAGAUGGUAGAAACUAGUCAAUAUGAACAAAAUGUACAUAACGACGACUAUAACGAAGAUAACACGAUGGAAGAAGGAGAAAGGCAGCAAGAUACGUCAUUAGAUGAGUCGUACGAUAAGAACACUUCCCCGGAACCACAAGAAAGUGUUAACGAAGAGGCUAGUUAUGGCAAUGAUAAUAAUGAAAGUUUCAAAGAGCAAGAGGGCAGAGAACCCAUAACUGAGACAAAUGAAGUUGGAGCUCCAGGUCUUUACGACGAAAGUGACGCCGUGGACACUAGUUUUUCAAUAGCACCUCCAGCUGAAAAUAAUUUCGAGCCUCCAGCCGCUCAAGAAGAACACGUCACUGAAACUGCAGAGAGCUCAAAAUCAAUUGAUAUGUUCAAUUCAGAAGAAAGUAAUACUCAAAAAGAAAUUACAGAAGCACUGAGCGCAGAGAUCAACGAAGGGCUUGCUUGA
Messenger RNA from Parnassius apollo (apollo), 4599 nucleotides. Lineage: Eukaryota; Metazoa; Arthropoda; Insecta; Lepidoptera; Papilionidae. The record is from the annotation of a GenBank genome assembly.